This is a messenger RNA of Dichotomopilus funicola, 996 nucleotides long. RefSeq lists its product as uncharacterized. Bases 1 to 996 code for a protein of 331 amino acids. The transcript is spliced from 2 exons. NCBI's taxonomy places the organism in Eukaryota, Fungi, Ascomycota, Sordariomycetes, Sordariales, Chaetomiaceae. Gene Ontology annotation, biological process: maturation of SSU-rRNA from tricistronic rRNA transcript (SSU-rRNA, 5.8S rRNA, LSU-rRNA). Gene Ontology annotation, cellular component: nucleolus. The record is from RefSeq and is a predicted model, not a curated record.
AUGCCGACCGUCCCUGGAAAGCGAAAAUCACGGCCCGUGGAGACCCCCGAGGCUGCGGUCGAUGCGCAGGAGCUCCUCCGACGGCACUUUGAGGCGCGAUUCAAGCCAUUGGCUGGUGCCGCACGCGCCACGACAAAGACAAAGACAACCAAGACCAACAGCCGCAAGGCCCAUAGCGAUCCCGACAGCGAUCCCGACAGCGGGGACCUUGAGGAGAUUGAUGGCAAUAGCAGUGGGGAUGACGGUGAUGACAGUGACGAGGAUCAAUCCGACUCGGAAUGGGGAGGGGUGUCAGAUGAUGAGGAAACGGACGAGACGCCCGUUGUAGAGGUCGUCGACCACACAUCAUCCACAUCGAACGCAGCGGCGUCAAUGAGCAAGCGAGAGCUCAAAGCUUACCUCUCCUCGCGCCCGCCCGACCACAGCCUCCAAGCGGCACAGUCCGCCCCCAACAGCAAAAAGCCCUCAACCGACGGCGAUCAGCAGCCCGAAGACAGCGCCGCGUUCCUGGCCAACGACCUGGCCCUGCAGCGGCUCAUUUCUGAGUCCCACAUCCUUUCCGCGGCCGGUGCCAACCCGUCCCACUGGCAGUCCCAACACGCCGCCGGCGCCGCCACCAACGUGCGCGCCUUCGCCGCUGGCCGCACUGCGCGCAAGACCACCGACAUGCGCGUGCAGGCCCUGGGUGCCAAGGAGAGUGUCCUCAGCCAGGCCAAGAUGCCCAUGGCCAUGCGCAAGGGGAUUACGGGCGCGGCAGUGGCCAAGGAGAGCAAGCGCAGACGAGAAGCCCGUGAGAAUGGUAUUAUCCUCGAGCGGGAGGUCAAGAAGCCCAAGACGGCCGCCGCGCAAAAGAAGGGGAAGGGUAACCGGCCGGUCGAUGCACCUGCGGUGGGCAGGAUGAGAGGCGCCGAGUUACGAGUCAGCGCCAGAGAGGCGCGCGCUAUUGCCGCGUCGGUGAGAGGGCCAGCCGGCAAAGCACGCAAGCGGAGGAGAUAA